AUGGCAGCCGAAGAAGUCGUGUCUACCGCGAAAAAGAUCAUGCAAGAAGAAGCCGAGGUCUACAACCGCGUGGGCACCGUGCGCCUCUGCGAUGCCUGUUUCGAGAAUGUGGUCCGUCCUCUCAUUCGCGUGGAAAAUGAAAUUCAGGGUCAGAUGGCGGUUCUCGCUAUGCUGCGCUGCGCUUCCCCGGACCAGGCAUCUCGCGAAGCAUCGGAUGAGGCUGUCGGCCUCAUGCGCGAGGCCGAGUCUGACAUGACGAAGAGAAGAGAUCUUUAUUUACUCAUUGAAGCGGUCAAAGAAAAGAACGAGACCCUCCAUUUUGAGGAAGCCAAGUACUUGGACAGUCUCGUAAAGUCAUUCACGAGAAGUGGGCAUGGUAGGCUGAACGAAGACGAGAUCCAGCUUUACCUGGAGAAGAGGAACCAAAUUGAUCAUUUACGUCGCCAGUACAACCAGAAUUUAAGAAAUGAUGAUGGAGGACUGUGGCUUUCGCUCGACGAGCUCGACGGCGUGCCUGCACAGGACCUUGCCCGUUUUGUACCCGCGACAGACGAAGGCGACAGGGGAGACAUGAGAUUUGUUCGCUUCACACGAGCAGAUGUCAAUGCUGUCAUGCAAUACGCAAAGAAUCCGGCCACGCGUAAGAAGAUGUACAUUAUUCUGCUUCGCGACGAGAACGCGCGACUACUCGGCUAUGCCAGUCACGCGGCCUUUCGCUUGGAGACCCGCGUGGCCAAGUCCACAGAGUGGGUGAACACGUUUGUUGAUGAACUGGAACAAGUCCUCAUUCCACAAGGGAAGAAAGAGAUGCAGGCACUGCUUGCCAAGAGAAACCUGGACCUCCCAGAAAGGAGUGACUCAAUGCCUCCCUGGGACUAUGGCUAUUAUCACCGCCUUGUCCUCGAAGACCUCAACGUUGACCAGAACCAGAUUGCGGAGUAUUUCCCGCUCCAGAAAACGGUAUCCGCCAUGCUCGACAUAUUUGCCUCUUGUCUCCAGCUUCGGUUCGACUUGCUCGAUCCUGAGCUUGUCGCUGACGCAAUUUGGCACGAAGAUGUUCAGGUUUGGGCUGUCUGGGACGCAAGAGAGGCCUUCCAUGGUGAAUUUGUUGGCUAUCUCUACACGGACUUGCUGUGGAGACCGAACAAGCACAAAGCUUCACAAAAUGUUAAUCUGCAAUGUGGCUAUGUCAAAGAGGACGGCAGCAGGGUAUAUCCUGCCACGCUUCUCAUGUGCCACUUUCCUCGUCCGACAGCCUCUGAUUGCGCUUUGCUCAAGCACAGUGAGAUGACGUCCCUCUUCCACGAACUGGGACACGGUAUGCACGACCUCGUAUCGAGAACGUUGACGGCACGUUUCCAUGGACAUAGGAUGCCUCCGGAUUUCUUCGAAGUGCCGAGCGUCAUGCUCGAGAAUUGGUGUUGGACGAAGAAUGAGCUAAGACAGAUGAGCUGUCACUAUUCCGCAGCAAGCCCGGCCUACCUGGCGGAGUGGCGUCGCAAGAACCCUGCACAAGAGGUUCCCCCUGAAACGUUGCCCGAUGAAUUGUUAGGUCCUCUCGUGCAAAAUCGGAGUAAAACGAGGGCUUUGUGGUUUCUGCGACAACUUGCGUUUGCUCGCUUCGAUAUGGCUGUCCACAAUGUCUCUUCCCACGAGGAGUGUUUGAAUCUGGACCCCGGUUCUAUCUUCAAUGACAUUAUGGAGAGGUUGCGAUUGUUACCCAAUCCCGACCAAGAAAAUCGAGGACAUCCCCAGGCCGCCUUCCACCAUCUGGUCUCCGGCAUGGAUGCUGGCUAUUAUUCAUAUCUCUGCGCUGCUGUGUUCGCUGCGGAUAUUUACCAAAAUACAUUUAUCCAGGAUCCGCGGAGCCAGACCUCAUGGGAAAGAUAUCGUCGCGGUAUACUAGAGUAUGGCGGUAGCAGAGAUGAGAUGGAGAUGUUGGAGGAAUUUCUCGGCCAUCAUCCUAGUUCUGACUACCUCCUUCGCAGCCUGUGA
Messenger RNA from Emericellopsis atlantica, 1995 nucleotides. Its product is annotated as peptidase family M3. Lineage: Eukaryota; Fungi; Ascomycota; Sordariomycetes; Hypocreales; Bionectriaceae. Gene Ontology annotation, molecular function: metalloendopeptidase activity. Gene Ontology annotation, cellular component: mitochondrial intermembrane space. Gene Ontology annotation, biological process: proteolysis; peptide metabolic process. Bases 1 to 1995 code for a protein of 664 amino acids. The transcript has 4 exons. The record is from RefSeq and is a predicted model, not a curated record.